This is a messenger RNA of Talaromyces rugulosus, 1080 nucleotides long. RefSeq lists its product as uncharacterized. Gene Ontology annotation, molecular function: oxidoreductase activity, acting on NAD(P)H. The record is from RefSeq and is a predicted model, not a curated record. Lineage: Eukaryota; Fungi; Ascomycota; Eurotiomycetes; Eurotiales; Trichocomaceae. Bases 1 to 1080 code for a protein of 359 amino acids. The transcript is spliced from 5 exons.
AUGUCGAACAACGCUCUUGUAGUGCGCAUGGUCGACGGACAGCCACGGCUAUCCAAGGAGUCGGCUGCAAUACCUGUCCCAGACAGCAAGCAAGUCCUCGUCAAGGUCUCUCAUAUCGCUCAGAAUCCGACGGAUGUGCAGUCAUUCGACGGAAAUGCAUUUGGAGACGGAGCAAUUCUGGGCUGCGACUUUGCAGGAGAAGUAGUCGAGACAGGCAGUGAAGCAACAAGACUGCAAAAGGGCGAUGUUAUCGCUGGUCUUGUUUGGGGAGACGAGGAGCUCAUUCAAUUGUGCUUGCUUCUAGGCGAAAUCAAAGGUUUGGGGGCAUAUAGUGAAUAUGUUCUCGCGGACGAUGCCAUCUCAUUCAAAGUGCCCAAGGGAAUCUCGCCGGCCGAGGCUAGUACAGUACCUCUUGCGCUGACCACGUCGUGGCUCGCUCUUUUCUCAAAGGGGUGUCUUGAUAUCGAUCGAAGUAACGCCGGAGGUGUUAGUAUCCUCGUAUGGGGAGGGAGCUCAAGCGUUGGUCUAUAUGCCAUCCAGCUAGCAGCAUUAUACGGCAUGAACGUGAUCACCACAUGCAGUCCACGCCACGAGAAGCUGGUCCGGUCAUAUGGCGCAAACCACGUCUUUGACUAUCGUGCAGAGGAGGAAAUUGUUAGCAAGAUCAAACAGGCUGCUCCAAACAUUCAGUAUACAUUCGACACAAUCGGCAACACAUCCUCGUCGACUAUCGCUUCACUGGCGAUGCAUGGUAGCGGAAAGCUAUGUACCGUUCGACCGGGCAAAGCAAAUACGGAUAAUGUUGCGUCACAAAUCGCUGUGUCAGAUGUACUUGUCUGGACUGCGUUUUUGAAAGAUCAUAGAUAUGGCAGUUUUUAUUGGCCUGCUUCCAAGGAAGACUUUGGGCUUUCUAGGGAGUUGUUUGAUAAGCUGCCUGGUUGGCUUACUGCCGGUACUAUCAAGCCAAAUACUGCAAAGGUUCUCGGGGGAUUGGAUGAUGUUCCCAAGGGGUUUGAUGAGCAUCGUGCAGGCAAUAUUUCGGGAUACAAGAUUGUUUAUGAGCUCAAUACGGCAGUUUAA